Molecule: messenger RNA, 1307 nt
Organism: Perkinsus marinus ATCC 50983
Lineage: Eukaryota; Perkinsozoa; Perkinsida; Perkinsidae
Exons: 5
Coding region: 15-1193 (392 amino acids)
Biological process (GO): protein ubiquitination
Cellular component (GO): membrane; Cul4A-RING E3 ubiquitin ligase complex
Source: RefSeq, a predicted model, not a curated record
AGUUUGUGCUCACCAUGGACACCGUUCAUAUCGAGAACAUUGGAAUCGUCGCUCCCCUGGUCUUCAUCAUUGCGAUGCUGUGUAUGCCACCUGGAGUGGGCGGAGGUAUUCUCUUCGUGCCUCUACUGAAUCUGGUGGGACGCCUUCCGUCCAAGAAUGCAACUGCGAUGAGUCAAGGGCUUAUAAUGUCGGCUACGGUCGCUAAGGUCCUUUUCUCUCUGCACGCGCAAUAUACCUCAAGGCGUAGAGGUAGAGUGAUCAAUCUACCGUAUGUGGUGCUCAUGUUGCCAUGCAUGAUAGUCGGUGGUUUAAUCGGUAUAUAUAUUUACUCCUGGUUACCCGUGCUCAUCCAGCUGAUUCUCUACGUUAUCACGGCACUCUUCGGAUCGGCUAUGUCAUUAUUAAAGGGCUUCCAUUUAUGGCGAGCAGAAACAUCAGAGAAAGAAAAAGCGAAGCGAGAUGCGGAAGUCUCUGCAGGGGGCACUCUCAAAGUGCCAGCUUCGAGUACAGUUGAAACGGUCGUACCACCGCUACUGCGGCCGAUAACGAGGCGCAAGGCUGUGGCCUGCGUGAUCACCAUCUUCGCCGUAUGGAUAUUGGUGAUCUUGUCUAGACUUAUCCUAGGAUCCUCUUCAACUAGAAGUAUAGUUGGUAUAUCCUAUUGUGAAGGCUUGUACUGGGCUCUCUCUGUUGUUGUCGUUGUGGUUCUCUUGAUGGUUCCACUUGCAUACGCGCUGAUCGACCGAUCGCCUGGAUCUUCGAAAGCUGCAUUGACCUUGUCUGGAUCGUUGCUAGGUAUUGGUUUUUUAGCAGCAGUAGUGGGAAUCAGUGGCGGUAUCAUCAUUACUCCGUUGGUCAUGUUCACCGGCUUGACACCACCUCAGGCAUCAGGCACUGGCUCAGUGGUCAUUCUAGUUAACAGUUCGAGCCUUGCCCUCUCCUUUGGCCUUGGUGGAUAUCUACCUGAUGCAUCCGCCCUUUGGAUCAUCGCUCUUCCCUUCUGCGGUGCUCUUACCGGCGAUAUAAUUCUAACGAGGAUCAUGCGACGAACAGGACGCACGAGUAUCCUGGCUUUUCUACUGUCCAGUCUUGCCGCUCUCGGGGCCAUAAUAGUGCUGAUUACAGGAAUAAUAUCGAUCGUGAACGAUAGCAACACCGGGGCCAGUCCCCUAUCAACGGGCAGCUUUUGCUAGUCGCACUGGCAAAUUCAGUGAGUCGCUAGCUGUAUACCCAUUCUCUCUUUUUUACACGUAUGUUUUGGCCCUGUCGAGUAUAAUUUCAACUGACAUUAUUGUCAGGAACUUUUU